Molecule: messenger RNA, 1426 nt
Organism: Neurospora tetrasperma FGSC 2508
Lineage: Eukaryota; Fungi; Ascomycota; Sordariomycetes; Sordariales; Sordariaceae
Exons: 1
Coding region: 126-1241 (371 amino acids)
Source: RefSeq, a predicted model, not a curated record
UUGCUGUCCUCAUUCGAGUCUCUUCCCCCAACAAUUAAUUUGAUCUCAACUCGCAUUGACGCUCUUCCUCUGCCACUGACAACCAACCGUCAUUUGCAAAUUGCUGCACAGCCAGCGCAGUCAUCAUGGCACAACCGCUAGCCAUUACGGCAGCCGAUACCGAGUUUUGCGAGGCCACACCGGAACAGCGAGAGCUAGCAUGGAAGCUCAACGGCGCUGCUUGGGCGCGACCCAUGUCCAUUGAAACCUACGUUGCGCAGGAAUUUCACCUUUCGGAACAGGAGCUUACCAAGGACGGGCGUUGCAAGUACUGGGUACUGCACCUGACGGGAUAUCCUCGGCAGGUCAUCGCGAGUUGCGAAACUACCAGAAAGAAGGUCUUGAUUUCAGAAAACGGCGUUUCGCGAGAGGGCUACGGCUACGGUAUUGCCAGUGUGUACACCAACCCAGACUACCGCCGCCAGGGCAUGGCCGCAACCUUGCUCCGCCGUGUGCAGGAAGCAAUGGAUCGGGACAGCGAUCUUAGCGUCUUGUACAGCGACAUUGGCCGGCAGUACUAUUCGAACCUGGGCUGGCAUGUUGUCCCCAGAAAUGAGCUCACUCUCACCUACAUUCCGCCCGCCUCGACUAGUGACAACGAGACACCUACCCUCCAACACAGCCAACCCGGCAGUAUACGGUACCUGCGUCUCGAGGACCUGCGCACUCUUUGUGAGGUGGACGAGCUUCAUCUCAGCGCUCGCUUCGAUCGAAUCCCAGCCGACGGGGCAAGGCAUGUCGCAUUCUUGCCCAGCUUUGCUCAGAUAUCGUGGCAGGUCGCGCGGGCCGAGUUCGUCGCAGGAAAGCUGUUAGACGGAAAGGCCCCAGAGAAUGUGGGGGCCAUUACUAGUAACGGGCGAGCUUGGAUCUACUGGAGUCACGACUGGAAGCGGAAGAAGCUCAAGAUUCUGAAGGUCGUCACUGUGCUAGAGUCAACACAGCAACAGCGCAUUUAUGACAUCAGGGUCCUUGUGGAAGCCGCACUGGUUGAGGCAACCACGUGGGGUCUGGGGACCGUGUUGCUGUGGAACCCGGAUGAGGAGACAGCGAUGGGCUGCAAGGCCGUGGGUGAUGUGCAUCCCCAUGAUAUUGAUGUCGUGAUCGACGAGAAUGUCGAUCACAGUAUCUCGUCUUUACGAUGGGCUGGCGGCAAGCACAAGAAUACGGUGUGGGAAGACAACUAUUACUAUUGCUGGUGCUGAAGUCGGCUGGCUUGCUUCGCCUCGGAGUUCCUCCUCCGUUCUUUUUUCCGCUUUGAUCGGGCAGCUAUGAGUUAGACAUGAAGGACCUUGGAUAGUACGGUUCCGGCAUAACUUAGAUGGUCAGGCCAAGUUAGAGGUUUAGACCAGCCGGUCCAAUAGAGAAUAUACGUGGUGAAACUGGUAGC